Molecule: messenger RNA, 1072 nt
Organism: Neofelis nebulosa (Clouded leopard)
Lineage: Eukaryota; Metazoa; Chordata; Mammalia; Carnivora; Felidae
Gene: PIH1D1
Product: PIH1 domain containing 1
Exons: 10
Coding region: 120-992 (290 amino acids)
Biological process (GO): rRNA processing; box C/D snoRNP assembly
Cellular component (GO): cytoplasm; R2TP complex; ribonucleoprotein complex
Source: RefSeq, a predicted model, not a curated record
CUCCAGCGUGGUGAAGAUCUCUCGGGUGCUGCGCUGUGCGUGCGUCGCAGCCAUCACUCGCCUGGACCGCUUUCCACGAAGGAGUGCGGGGCACUCUGCCCAGAGGAACCUUGAGGGCCAUGGCGGACUCGAAGCUGCUGGUGCCCGAGCUAAGCGAGGCAGAGAAGAUGGGCGCUGAGACCAUGCGUUUCGAGGAGCUACUGCGGCAGGCCUCCAAGGAGCUCCAGCAAGCCCAGACAAGCAGACCAGAAUCCACACAGAUCCAACCUCAACCUGGUUUCUGCAUAAAGACCAACUCCUCCGAAGGGAAGGUUUUCAUCAACAUCUGUCACUCUCCUUCCAUCCCUCCUCCGGCUGAUGUGACCGAGGACGAGCUGCUUCAAAUGCUGGAGGAAGACCAAGCCGGGUUCCGCAUCCCCAUGAGCCUGGGAGAGCCUCAUGCAGAACUGGACGCAAAAGGCCAGGGUUGUACCGCCUACGACGUAGCGGUGAACAGCGACUUCUACCGGAGGAUGCAGAACAGCGAUUUCUUGCGGGAGCUCGUGGUCACCAUCGCCAGGGAGGGCCUUGAGGACAAAUACAGUCUUCAGCUGAAUCCAGAGUGGCGCAUGUUGAAGAACCGACCUUUCCUGGGCUCCAUCUCCCAGCAAAAUAUCCGCUCCCAACAGCGUCCUCGGAUCCAGGAGCUGGGAAACCUAUACACUCCCGACUCCCCGAGACCUGAGGAAGGCCCUGAGAAGCCUCACCUGAACCUUUGGCUGGAAGCCCCUGACCUCCUCUUGGCUGAAAUUGACCUCCCCAAACUGGAUGGAGCUCUGGGGCUGUCGCUGGAGAUUGGGGAGAACCGGGUAGUGUUGGGGGGCCCCCAGCAGCUGUACCACCUGGAUGCCUAUAUCCCCCUGCGGAUCAACUCUGAGGAGAGCAAAGCAGCCUUCCAUAGGAAGAGAAAGCAAUUGAUGGUGGCCAUGCCCCUCCUGUCGGUGUCUUCUUGACCUGCUUUCUUUCUGUGCUUCUAAGUGGAGAGAAGAGGCUCGUGGCUUCUCUAAAAUGGAAAUAAAAGAUGUUUGCCUUU